AUGGAGUUUUCCGGUAUUGAAUUGCACUUCCGUAAUCCACAACUAGGCUUCCAAGUCUUUCAUUACUCAAACGAUAUCUCUAACCCCCACGCCCUGCCCUUGGCACACAACAUUGGAAUCUUUCGCAACCUCAAGCAAGCACAAGAUGCAGCACAAUGCGAGUUGACGCGCGUUUUGGGAUUCUAUCUCAACCAAGGGCACUCCGGUCGUUGUUUUCGCGAGAUGGAUCUGAGUCUACGCGGCCUCAUCACAGCUUACGCAGACAGCUUGGAUGAUGCUAGACAGUUGAUUCGGCGCGAGCUCAUUUUGAGCGAAUUCCACAUUGCAAAGGUUGACGUCUGGAACCCAUCGUGGACCGUUGAGACUGGGAGGACCAUUCGUGAGAGAAAAGCGCAAGUGCACGAACGAUCUGCGUACAGAUUUCGUUGGGAAGACGAUCCGAGAUUUGUCCAGCACGAUGAAGAACGUUUGCCAGAAUGGGCAACAUCUCGUACCCCAUUAUUUGCUCGUCGAGACGAAGGCCCCUUGCGUCGACCAGGCGACCAACCCUACGCUGUACGAAUGGGCUUUUCGUCACCAAAGUCAAUGCCUGUUAUGCCGUCCAUGUCGGAGCAAUCAGUCAAGCCCCCAGAUAGUGGGCUUUGGCGAAGAAACAGCGUGUAA
Messenger RNA from Bipolaris maydis ATCC 48331, 663 nucleotides. RefSeq lists its product as uncharacterized. The record is from RefSeq and is a predicted model, not a curated record. Lineage: Eukaryota; Fungi; Ascomycota; Dothideomycetes; Pleosporales; Pleosporaceae.